Oxyura jamaicensis (ruddy duck) is the source of this 3307-nucleotide messenger RNA. RefSeq names its product probable tRNA (uracil-O(2)-)-methyltransferase. Gene Ontology annotation, biological process: tRNA methylation. The transcript is spliced from 11 exons. The record is from RefSeq and is a predicted model, not a curated record. NCBI's taxonomy places the organism in Eukaryota, Metazoa, Chordata, Aves, Anseriformes, Anatidae. The coding region runs from base 51 to 2051 and encodes 666 amino acids. Gene Ontology annotation, molecular function: metal ion binding; tRNA (uridine) methyltransferase activity.
GGAGUAGGACGCGCCCCGUCCCGCCUCCUUCCCCCCGCCAGCAGGCGGCCAUGGGGCCGGUGGGUACGGCGGCGGUGCGAGAUGGCGGCGCCGCGCUGCCCGGCGGCUUCUGGGCGGCGGUGCGCGUCUGGCUGGAGAAGCCGCAGGUGGCCAACAGGCGGCUGUGCGGCGCUGCCAUCGAGGCGGAGGGGACGGUGCUGCUUGGGGAAGGCGAGGAAGGGUCUCCCCGUCUCGCCACCGAGCCGGGAGGAGGGAGAGAAGAGGGGGCUGAGGAGCUGAGCCGGCUGUGGAGGGAGGUGAGCGGGCACCUGCCGUCCUCCCUCACGGCCCGGGGCCGGCCGGGCUCCGAGCUCCGCGCCGUGCUGAGGACGCUGCUGCCCCGAGCGAGGCCCGCUGGGCCCCCCGCUCCUCCGACGAAGGAGCUGGUGGUACAAGAUGUUUACAAUAGAACUGUGACCUUUCUGCCUUUGGAGGAAAACAAGGAAGGAAAAUACCAGAUUAAAAAGUGCAAUAUUUAUGAAAUUCAGCUUACGCACAUAAAAGAUGAAGAAUGGUCUGUGUCUAUUGUAGCUCUGUCUUCAGAAGAUUGGUUUUCAGAUGGAAUUACAUACCCCAAACUAGCAUGGCUUGGAAAUGAGCUUUUGCCCAAACUGGCUAAGUGGUCUGUGGAGCAAAAGCACAGUGAGUUUAGAAGUACGCUGUCACUCAUUUCUGUAGCAAAGUACAGCAAGGUUUAUCAAAACCUUAAAGAAAAAUACAAGGAGAUGGUAAAGGUAUGGCCUGAAGUAACAGAUCCUGAGAAGUUUGUAUAUGAAGAUGUUGCCAUUGCUACUUACUUGCUGAUUCUCUGGGAAGAAGAAAGAAAGGAAAAAGGAUUGGCCAAGAAACAGUCAUUUGUAGAUCUAGGAUGUGGAAAUGGUCUACUGGUCCAUAUUCUAUGCAAUGAAGGGCACUCUGGUAGAGGAAUUGAUGUGAGGAGAAGAAAAAUAUGGGACAUGUAUGGACCAGAAACUCAUUUAGAGGAAUCAUCUAUCAUGCCGGGUGAUAGUCAUCUCUUUCCAGAUACUGAUUGGCUGAUAGGAAACCAUUCAGAUGAAUUAACACCAUGGAUACCUGUAAUUGCAGCCAGGUCUUCCUAUUCGUGUAGCUACUUUGUGCUGCCAUGUUGCUUCUUCGAUUUCCAUGGAAAAUACAGCCGAAGACAAAGCAAGAAGACACAGUACAGAGAGUAUCUUGAUUUUGUUACUGAAGUGGGAUCUGUAUGUGGUUUUCACGUGGAAGAAGACUGCCUUAGAAUUCCAUCAACAAAAAGGGUGUGCCUUAUUGGAAAAAACAGGACCUAUUCAACUACAGAAUGUGCUUUGAUUGACAAUCAGAUAACACGGUAUAUUCAUAAUCGUCAGACUUGUGCUGUGGUUGCAUGUGACAGAGGAGUUGGAUUUAAUCAUAAAGAUUGCUCUGAUGUAUGCAAAGAAGCAGGCUCGGGACUUUCUGACAAUGAAAUGGAAACUUCUGGUAGAAUUUGGAUGCCUGGAUUUCAACCCAGAGAAAAAGUAGAACAAAUCAGAAAUUGUGCUGCCCUCCCUCGAGAUUUUGUAGAUAAUGUGGUUCUGAAUGUGGCAAAUUUGCUGUUAAAUGCGGUCCCCCAAAAAUCAUGUUCUAAUACUCAUGGUGGAAAUAUGAAUACCUGGAAUCAAGGAGAAAGCCUUUCCUUGAGAGAAGUAGCAGAAUAUUUAAAUAAAGAGACAUUAAAGAGGCUGAAGAGUGAAUAUGGAGGCUUACAGACACUGCUCAAGAACAAUCAUCAAGUAUUUGAAGUUCUAAAUGGGAGAGUUCAUAUUCGUGACUGGAGAAAAGAGAAGCCAUCAAGGAAAACUAAGCCUGAAGUAAAACGAUACCUUUCAGCUGAAGCAUAUAAAACACGUCUCUGUUGGUUUUUCAUUCAUCAUCCUAAUGGUUGUGCUUUGCCUUCUGAAUCUUGCCCAUAUGCUCAUGGGACUGAGGAGCUAAGACAGUCUCAGACUAUUAAAAAGAAAAAACAUAUACAGUGAUAAAAAUCUGACACUUAUGUUUAGGUUUGUGUGCAUAACUGAAUUUGACUGACUUUGGGAUCACUUAGUGCAUGAAGACAUGUAAAGUUUGGAGUUUUUUUCUCAUUUCUAUGUAUCUUAUUUUUCUAGUUGGUUUACAAGUUCUCCUGUACUUUAAUUCUUUUGUUAUUGACAUGGAAAGGUUAUAGUAAAGUAUAUACAUACUUCUGGAUUUUGUUUAUUUUCUUUAAAAGAAUGGCUUGACUGACAUGGAUUUGUCUAAGUGCAAAAGUUUAUGUUCUUCACAGUCCUCGAUCACAUCAAAUUAACAUGAUGCAUUUGCAAACCCUAACAUUUAGUUGUUUUGCUCAAUACUUUCCAGGAUGAUUUAUGGUUUCUUAAAACUCACAGUGUCUCUUGGGAGUAGAAAUGGAGAGGCUUCACUCAUUUCUGACUUGUGACAGCCUCUUUACUGUGGAGUAAUGCUAAUUAUUAUCCUUCCUUUCUUGGCCAGACCUAGUCUAACAAAAUGAUAGUUGGACUGAAGAAUAACAUUCUGGGAAGUUACGGAGGUUGGAGAAACCGCAUAGGAACUGAUUACAGGACAAGUAGGUUUAGGACUAUGGGUGACUAACACAUGUAAGAACGCAUGGACUCUGAAUCACAAAGAAUGGAAAUAAUUCAAGACCAAGCAAACAAACAGUGAAAGAUGACACUGGAAAAGGUUUACAAAAGUUUCAAAGCCACUUUAUUUACUUCCUUUGCUUUCAGCCAACAGAUUGCAAAGAACUCUCUGAAGUGUCAUGUUCCUCUCUUCUCUUCCAUUUCUCUUUUGAUCCUGGAAAAAGUGGCUCUUGGUAGAUAACAGCUAACCUAGGUUGGUUUUUAAUUACAUCUUUUCAAUGAAAGGGGAAUGAAAUAUGUGUCUGGCUCACUGAAGUUACAUCCGGUAAGACUAGUAUAUUUGUAUAUUAAAUUUAAAACUAAUUUUUGUUUUUCUUUGUGCAAUGCUAUGAUAAUUAGUAUAUUAGUAUAGUACGCUACUUCUGUUGUAUAGACCCAGUUCCCUAAACUCACCAAUAUACAGUUCUGUCACAGAUUCCUGAUGGCUGUUUUUUCAGUUUGGCAUUGCUGCAGGUGACAAGCCAUCCAAUAAAUCUGUACUUUCCUGCUCUUUGGAGAGGUGGUAGGAGAACGCUCUUUCCCCUCAUUUUGGGGUAGAAAUGUUAGCCUUGUAUAAUUCCAAAAGUAAACCUGAAGGCAACUGCCAAAAGCUU